CAGUUUCAUUCAAAAGGGCGUUGAGUACACUUAUUGGAAUAACGUUACACUGAGUGGCGUCUGCAUAAAUAAAAAAUGUUACUAUUUUUUGUAGUUCUUCUCAUCAUUUUAAUCCUGCUAUUACGUAAAGUGAAUGAAAAUUAUUUUAUAUUAGCUUUGUGUGAACGUAUAAAGUGUGUGGAAGGCAAACCUUUGGAAGAAAAGGUUUGCAUUAUACCGGGUAAAACAAUUUUCGGGAAUAAUUUCGAUGCGGUGAACGUGACACCAGGCAAACUAUUUAAACUCGCCCGUAGCUUUACUAAGCUUUCGAAGGGACGCAGUUAUGUUCUCAAUUUCUUGAUCGGUCCUGUUUAUAAUAUAAUUAAUGCCGAAGAUGCUGAGCAAUUAUUUCAGAGUCAAUCCCUCACAACUAAAGGAUUUAUGUAUGACUUUCUCCAACCUUUCCUUGGCGAUGGCUUAUUAAGAAGCAGCGAAGAAAAAUGGCAUUUAAGACGUAAAAUGUUAACGCCAGCCUUUCAUUUCAAUAUCUUGCAAACCUUUAAUGAAAUCUUCAAAGAAGAAAGUUUAAAACUUUUGGAAAAACUAAAACAUCUCCAACACGAGGAUGUCAAUAUUAGCGAUGUUAUAGAUGAAUUCUCCUUAAAUAACGUUUGCGAGACCGCCUUAGGAGUUAAGCUAAACGAGAUUGACGGUGCAACUGAAUAUCGUGCAGCUGUUCAUAAUCUUAGCACAAUGAUAGUGAGACGAGUCUGUAAUCCAUUGAUGUAUUACAGAAUCAUAUUUUAUCUCUUCGGGCAAUACAGCGAGACCAAACAUUAUGCAGAAAUAAUUCACAAUUUCAGUGGCAAAAUUAUAAGUAAAAAGCGAAAAAAAUUCUUCCAGGAGGAUAACGGUUGCAAGAUCGAUAAAGAAAAUUCUUAUGUGAAAACACGUUAUGCGAUGUUGGAUACACUACUGCAUAAUGAAGCCCAAGGACUUAUAGAUCACCAAGGUAUCUGUGAGGAAGUGGAUACGGUCAUGUUCGAAGGCUAUGACACCACUUCAACGUGUCUCAAAUUUGCUUUAUUGAACCUAGCUCAGUAUCCAGAUAUACAAAAGAGAUGCUAUCAGGAAAUCGAAAAUCUUACCGCUUUUGAGAACUUGACCGUGUUCGACUUUAACAAGGUGGAAUACUUGGGAUGUGUGAUAAAGGAAACUUUGCGAAUGCAUCCAUCUGUGCCAAUUAUACAAAGGCUUUGUACCAAGGAAACAGUUUUAAAUGGUUUAAUUUUACCGACAAACGCGCAAGUUAAUAUUCAUAUCAAUGACAUUAUGAGAGAUUCAAAACAUUUUCCUGAACCUUCCGUGUUUAAACCUGAACGCUUUUUACCAGAGAAUACACACAACAUGCAUCCAUUUGCUUUUGUGCCUUUCAGCGCUGGUUCAAGAAAUUGCAUCGGUCAAAAAUUUGCAAUGCUGGAAAUUAAAGCUGCUUUGGUGGCCAUACUAAGGGCUUAUCGAGUUUUACCCGUUAUUCAGACAAAAGACUUAAUUUUGGAAUACGGUAUAACUCUAAGAACAAAGCAGAAACUUUUCGUUAAAUUCGAGCCAAGGGUAAUUUAAAUGAACUAAUAUUGUUCCCGUUCCAUUUUUUGUAUCUUAUGUGAAACAAAAAAAAGUUUCACCUAUAAACGUUAUUAUGCGGAAAUUAUUAUUAUUAUAAUUAUUAUUA
Messenger RNA from Glossina fuscipes, 1711 nucleotides. Its product is annotated as probable cytochrome P450 4ac1. Lineage: Eukaryota; Metazoa; Arthropoda; Insecta; Diptera; Glossinidae. Bases 76 to 1602 code for a protein of 508 amino acids. The record is from RefSeq and is a predicted model, not a curated record. The transcript is spliced from 8 exons. Gene Ontology annotation, molecular function: iron ion binding; heme binding; oxidoreductase activity, acting on paired donors, with incorporation or reduction of molecular oxygen.